Molecule: messenger RNA, 2059 nt
Organism: Strongylocentrotus purpuratus (purple sea urchin)
Lineage: Eukaryota; Metazoa; Echinodermata; Echinoidea; Camarodonta; Strongylocentrotidae
Gene: psmd5
Product: 26S proteasome non-ATPase regulatory subunit 5
Exons: 6
Coding region: 14-1525 (503 amino acids)
Biological process (GO): proteasome assembly
Cellular component (GO): cytosol
Source: RefSeq, a predicted model, not a curated record
UUCAAGCUCAAUCAUGGCGGCCUCCAUAAACACACUCCUGCAAAAUCUCAACAAUGGUUCUGACCUGCUUUCUUCCCUUCAGGGGAUCAAAGUGGUUCUCCAGACCACCCAUCCUUCAGAGCUUAAAGAACUGCUCAAGAAUGUAUCAUUUGAUCCUGUAUUUUCAUGCCUGAAUUCCACUAACAGGAAUGAGCUCGAAUUGAGCCGGGACAUCCUAACCACUCUGCUAGAUAAUGUGGAUGUGGAGGUGUUGCUAGCCCAGUUCAGAGACGAACUGUGUAUGGGAUUGGGUCACCCACAGGAGGACAUCAAGACUCUCUGUCUCAAACAGAUCAAGAGAGCCGCAAAUGAGCCCUCUGGUUUGCACAUUCUCCUCUCCGACGUGGACCUCCUCUCGCUCGUCAUCUCAAAGGUCGGUGAUGACAGCCUUGCUGUAGCCAAGAUCGCCAUGGCAGUGCUGCAGGUCACUGGGUCAGAUGUCAAAGGUCAGGGGUUACUCUUUGGAGGUCAACAUCUUGAGGGCUUGAAGAGUGUAGCAGGGAAGAAUGACACCAUUCGUUACAGGGUUUUUGAGAUCAUAGUCCACAUUGCAGCCUCAUCUCCAUCAGCUCUUGAGCAUGCAGUUUCCUCUGGCUUUCUUCAAGAUCUUGUCUCUGACAUCAACACCGACGACGUCCUCAUCCAACUCAAUGCCAUCGAGAUGCUCGCCAACUUAACAGUAUCCCAGCAUGCCCUACACUUCCUUGACCAGCAAGGCGUCAUGGGAAGGUUAGAGAACCUCCUGAUUGGUGCCCAGGCCGACCCUUCCCAGGACUUCCUUAUCCCUCCUAUCGUCAAGUUCUUCGGUACCGUGGCUCACUUUGAUCCCAAGGAGGUCACCGAGAAACACAGCUCCUUCCUCAGAAUCACCUUUGACCUUCUAUCCUCCGGGGACCCCGCCUUAGCUUGUAUUGCCGUGGAAACGGUGGGAUUUGUUGGACGGAGAGUGGAAGGAAAGCAGACCCUUGAUAAGCAAGGACAAUCCAUGGCAGAUGCUCUGAAACAGAUUGGAAGGUUACUGGUUCAACCCCCGACUGAGACAAGAACGAGAGCGUUGACAGCCGCCCAAGAUUUAUUCACUCUUCAGGAAGAGCAUCAGAUGGAUGACCUACUCAGCAUGCAGGAGAGGUGGUUCACCCACCUGUCACCCAAACCCCUUGACCUCCUCCUCUCACUCUGCAAGCAACCCUUCACCGAGAUCCGACUCAACGCCCUGCUGAUCCUACGUGCCCUGGUCAGCCAACCCUGGGCCGGACGGAUCCUCAACCAGGAGGCGGGGUUCCUGGAGUACCUCCUCGACAGGAGCACAGAACCCGACAAGGAGGGCAAGGAGACCAAGUACGCGGUGGUCAAGGCUCUGGCUGAAGUCUCAUCAACGGGAGACACCUUUGGUAGACCCGCUCUGUUGAGAUUGAAGGAAUACGUGAGAGAUGGGCCAUUCUAUGUAAGGGUACAGUCUGAAGUAGCCAUGGAGAGCGGAUCGUGAGAAAAGAACUUUCGUUGUCAAAAUCCUCAAAAAGCUGUCGGUCGUAUAGGCCUGUUUUGUCAGUGCAUGCGUGGUAAUGAAAUUUUGUGUGAAAAAGGAGCCAUGUGAUGGACCUAUCCUUCGAUUUUGAACAUUUCAAGCAAUAUCUGUACCAUAAUUUCUCCUACCAGUAAACAAUAGAACAGAGGGCAGAUGCUACAUCUUUGCGUGACAUAUUAUGGUCUGGUCAUGUGGACAAUUCAUUUCUAAGUUCAUAAAUGCAGAAACUUUUUGGAAAGAAAAUUAACAAACAUUGUUCUUCAAGAAAAUGCUGUCCUUUUGGAAUGAGUCAUUUCAGUCAUACAUCAAAGUGAUAUGUAAUAUGAAUUCAUUGUUUUUCCAAUUGGACCAUGGCAGGAAAAGAUUGUCCCAGACUCCCAAAAAACAAUGCUGAAUGUGUUUUUAGUUAUGAGCAGGUUGUGAAACAAUCAUAGAGAAUUAAAAUUAUGUGACACUUGGUUUAAUACAAUGUGUCACUGUUUUGAAGAAAUGCCA